Exophiala aquamarina CBS 119918 is the source of this 1308-nucleotide messenger RNA. RefSeq lists its product as uncharacterized. The record is from RefSeq and is a predicted model, not a curated record. Lineage: Eukaryota; Fungi; Ascomycota; Eurotiomycetes; Chaetothyriales; Herpotrichiellaceae. Bases 1 to 1308 code for a protein of 435 amino acids. The transcript has 3 exons.
AUGUCAACGUCGUCCUCCGCUAGUCCAGUCAAGCGGUCUCCACCACUGGAGGUCGUUCCCUCACCCAGCAAUGAUUUUACCAUUUUCGUCGGUGGCGUUAUCGAUAGGGUCAAAUUCACGCUGGAUUCAGAUCUCAGGUAUAGCUUGACUUGGGCGUUUGGUGGAUACCUGCUAGAAGUGCCGAAACGUCUUGGUGUGAACCCAGCUUUGGAUGCUGCAGCAAGUGCACUCGUCGCGUCCCAUCGUCGUUUUAAUAGUGGCAUAAAAGUGGCCUCCGUGGAUGAAUUGACGAAAUACCAAUAUGCAUUGAGCCAGCUUAGGUCUACUUUAGAUGACUCUGCCUUAGCUGCUAGCGCCAACACACUCUGUGCUGUAAUGCUGUUGAUGAUAUGCCAGUAUUUUAUUGGCUUGAUUGGGAAUGCAUUCACAAGCCACUCGGAUGGUGCAGCACAGAUACUCAAGGCCAAAGGCAGCCGGUACAACGAAGCAGAUGACUUCGAGGCUGCAAUGAUUCUUUCGUUGCGGGGACCAAUUCUUUUCGAAGGACUUUUCAAUCGAAAAAUCCGUUUCAGAAACGACGAAUGGGAUCACCUUAUAAAAAACAGACUUGAAAAUGUGACUGAUGUUGGAAAAAUGUUAUGUUGUCUGGCUCGAGUCCCAGAAAUCGCAGAACGUCGUCAUCGUGCCCUGACGAAUGGAGAGGAGUACCAAUUUUCAGACUUGCGCAAUGAAUCAGCAGAGAUUUACGAUGUCUCAGUCAACAUUUCAAAAAAUCUUCAACAACUCUAUAUGGAUGCCGGAUCCAAGGCAACGGAUUCUUCGGGCACGAAAUGCAGAUCGGUCUGCUCCCCACGCGACUGGAUCCUGUAUGCAAACUAUCAACGGCUGUAUGGACUCAGUCUGUUCACCGUUUGUUUCCUUAACUGUUUGCUUCGAUCCUUCACCUCGUCCAACGAAACACAGGCUGGCCUCUGUGUCGAAGUCGCGUAUUACACGAACGAAAUAAUCACCCUGGCUCAUGAGUCAGAUGCAUUCAGGCCACUUGGCUCUUCGUACCUGAUCCUUUGUCUCUUUAUUGCAUGGCUCAGCGGGCCUGACAAUCGAACAAGAGAACAAAUUAUUGAGCUGUGGGAAGGCUGCUGCUCUGAUGUACCGAGCAUUAAACCACGAAUACAAGAAUUGGAAGCCACACCAUUUGGAUACACCAUUGUCGAUAUUUUGGACGGGAUUUCGACCAAAUGGGCAAUCCUGUCAACCGAAGGGGCGGAUUUUGAACGCGAACCUCAGUCACGCGAUCGUCCAUCGUGA